Messenger RNA from Spirodela intermedia, 138 nucleotides. NCBI's taxonomy places the organism in Eukaryota, Viridiplantae, Streptophyta, Magnoliopsida, Alismatales, Araceae. The record is from the annotation of a GenBank genome assembly.
AUGGUAGCGCGUCUGACUCCAGAUCAGAAGGUUGCGUGUUCGAUUCACGUCGGGUUCAAAUCCCCAGAUCCGAUUCCCUUUUGCAGUUUGGAUCUGCCACCUGGAACCAGAUCCAUCGGGCCCACUGUCCAUUUUUGA